This is a messenger RNA of Vittaforma corneae ATCC 50505, 357 nucleotides long. RefSeq lists its product as uncharacterized. The coding region runs from base 1 to 357 and encodes 118 amino acids. Gene Ontology annotation, biological process: transcription by RNA polymerase II; transcription initiation at RNA polymerase II promoter. The transcript has a single exon. Gene Ontology annotation, cellular component: transcription factor TFIIA complex. NCBI's taxonomy places the organism in Eukaryota, Fungi, Microsporidia, Nosematidae. The record is from RefSeq and is a predicted model, not a curated record.
AUGCUAGAACAAGAAGGGCCUAUGCACAGUAUUGACAGAGACAUGGCCUACUCGAUUCAGAGGGAGUGGUUGAAGAACUUGGAAGUGCUUCAAUCUGAGCCUGUUGUAAACACAGCUGAUUUGGCAGAGCUCCAGGAACGGGACGAAUCCUUUGAAGACUCGCAUUCUGAUCUUUUGUCUGAGGAGGAUCGCCUGGAUCGGCUUGAGAGGCAGAUCGGGGUGUACAUGGUAUGUUUCUUUACAAAAGUAACAAAGACCAAGACAAAAUGGAAGUGCAGCUUUAAAAAUGGAUUUAUAAAUUUGGACAACUAUGACAUUCCGUACAGCACAGCAACUGGCGAGUUUCUACAAUGGUGA